Messenger RNA from Xenia sp. Carnegie-2017, 387 nucleotides. RefSeq lists its product as uncharacterized. The transcript is spliced from 2 exons. NCBI's taxonomy places the organism in Eukaryota, Metazoa, Cnidaria, Anthozoa, Malacalcyonacea, Xeniidae. Bases 1 to 375 code for a protein of 124 amino acids. The record is from RefSeq and is a predicted model, not a curated record.
AUGCAGAUGGAAAGACGAGGAGGAUGCAGAUGGAAAGAUGAGAAGGAUGCAGAUGGAAAGACGAGAAGGAUGGAUGGAAAGACAAGGAAGAUGCAGAUGGAGAGACGAGAAGGAUGUAUGAAGAGACGAGAAGGAUUCAGAUGGAAAGGCGAGAAAGGAUGCAGAUGGAAAGAAGAGGAGGAUGCAGAUGGAAAGAAGAGGAGGAUGCAGAUGGAAAGACGAGGAGGAUGCAGAUGGAAAGACGAGGAGGAUGCAGAUGGAAAGACGAGGAGGAUGCAGAUAAAAAGACAAGGAAGAUGCAGAUGGAAAGACGAGAAGGAUGCACAUGAAGAGACGAGAAGGAUGCACAUAAAGAAACGAGAAGGAUGCACAUGAAGAGACGAGGAA